AUGCCCCCACCGAGGCCGGUGGUACGGGGGGAGCUGAAGAAUUGCGUCUCAGCUGACGGAGAUGUGUGUGUUCAACGCCUCGCGGGCCGGGAGCAGCCAGUCUGGCAGGAGGGCUCAGCAGAAGCCGCAGCUCCGGGAAGACGGAGCGAAUCCAGCGCUCCCUCACAUGGCGUGCAGCGGGAGGGCCGUGGCGUCCGUGGUGUUGAUACGUCCUGGAAGAAGCCGUCAUUCCUGACCCCAGAAGACGCCAUAAGCCGCUACAAGCGUGUUCUUGAGGCGGUAAACAAGGGGAAUAAUAAAACGGUGGCUUACAGAGCGGUAGGAGUGGACCGCAAAACCAUUGCCGACACUGCAGGAAUUGCAGAACUGCAUGCCGUGAACCCGGGCAUCUACCAAGAUAUCCGGGGAACACUGAAGAAGGGGGAAACCCUUCUCCGUUUCUCGGAGAUGUGUAAAGCUGCCAUAAAGGACCAACAUUUAGAGUGGAAGGUCCAGGACUUGAAGACCAAUGGAGGACUAUUAUCCAUUAAUCCAAAGGGGAAGUGAGGAAGGAAUGGAUGUUUUUUUGGUUUGCACUUGUUUUUAGUUUUCUUUUAUAAAAAGUAUUUUUUA
Molecule: messenger RNA, 612 nt
Organism: Gymnodraco acuticeps
Lineage: Eukaryota; Metazoa; Chordata; Actinopteri; Perciformes; Bathydraconidae
Product: coiled-coil domain-containing protein 106-like
Exons: 3
Coding region: 1-546 (181 amino acids)
Cellular component (GO): nucleoplasm
Source: RefSeq, a predicted model, not a curated record